AUGGCCAUAAGAUUUUUUUUAUAUGUAGAUGGGUACUUGGAGGAACAAGGAUGGAGUCCCGUGCUCGCCCCUCUUCUAGUCGAAGACGCCUACUAUCCCGACCGAGAGACAAGAUAUCAACUGGGCGUAUCGGAGGACUCCUCAGAGGAAGAAGAACCCAUGGAGGAACCGUCUCAUGGUGAGGAAAUGGAAGCGGAACCGGAGGAGACUGAGCCUAAUAAAGAUGACAAGACCGCAAAAGAUAGCGAGCCCAUGGAGAAUGAAGUGGUUCCCCCUCCCAGACCGACACCUUUGAGCCCUUACAGAGACAUCCUGAGAAAGGCAGGGAAAACACGCCAAACAGUCAGGAAAACCACUCCUAACCACAGAGGGAUUUAUAAGCACCAACAUGGAUUAUCUGAGAGCAUGAGGAGGAGUUUGAGAGAUCCUAAUUGGAUCACUGCAUUCACUGAGGAUACGAUAUUUGGUGGGAGAAUCACCACCCGAUACGAGGACGGGCAAAGCUCAGGAGUGUGUCCUCCGCCCGGUGAUUAUAGUGGAUCUUUGGCCCUAUUAUUUGAUCGAACUCUAAAACUGGAAAAGCAAGAAAGGGAGGCGUCAAGAGAAAUCAAUGAAGGCGAAAACAACACUACACACGUAGCAUGGAGAGUAGGAAGAUUGGAGACCCAACUGACCCAUCAUCAGAAUAAUUGA
Molecule: messenger RNA, 693 nt
Organism: Lactuca virosa
Lineage: Eukaryota; Viridiplantae; Streptophyta; Magnoliopsida; Asterales; Asteraceae
Source: the annotation of a GenBank genome assembly